Molecule: messenger RNA, 6024 nt
Organism: Caenorhabditis bovis
Lineage: Eukaryota; Metazoa; Nematoda; Chromadorea; Rhabditida; Rhabditidae
Source: the annotation of a GenBank genome assembly
AUGGCCUUUGUUUCGGGAGGAAAUGGCGGAAUUCCUCCUGGUCAGGGACCAGCACCUUCGGGAUCAUCGGAGCCGGCAAUACCAAUCACCAAUCAACAGUAUCUGCCCGGUCAGAACCUCACUGCGCAGCAACAGCAGCAACAGUUGUUGAAUGCACUUCUUAUUCAAACUAUGAUGCAGCAACAGCAACCAACGUCACAGCAGCAAGUGAUUACACAGCAAGCUCCAGCGAUUGCGAUUCAACUACAGCAGCAAACGCAGCCAAUUCCCCAACCAACGCCGACUCCUAUGAUAGCAUCGCCGACGCCAAAUCAAAAUAAUGCGUUGAUGUACUAUCAAUUGCUUCAGCUACAACAAGCUCACGCUCAAGCACAAGCGCAGGCUGCAGUGCAAGCCGCUCAGCAACAUCAAAAUCAACAAAGUAUUCUGCAUGUUUUCCAACAACAGUUGGCUGCUCAAAAUCAACAGCAGGGGUUGAUUGCGGCUUCUUCAGCUUCUACUCCUGGAAUUCCACAAAUCUUGCAAGCUGUAGCGUCAGGAGCAAGCAUUGAAUCUCAAAUGAAUGCCCAGGAAAAGCUCAUGCAAGCAAUCGCAGAGCAGCAACAACAACAACAACAAUUAGCUGCUCAAGCUGCGCAACAGUUGCAGCUGCGUGAAAUUCAGUUACUUCAAGAAAGAGCUGCCGCAGCUUCAGUGUUAACACAAGUUGCUCCAGUGGCACCAACACCAGUUCCUCAACAAACUGGAAGCCUAACAACAGGCCAGCCAAUUGGAUCUGCGCGUUCAAAUGAUGCGCGAGUGGCAGCUUAUAGUUUAUCACAAGGCGUAUCUGCACCAGCUGGAAUAAUUCCAAGUAUGACGCCAUCAGCGACGAAGCAGCAGGUAGCGGCAGCGGCAGUAGCAGCGACGGCAACAGCGGCGGCAGCGGCAGCAGCAGCAGCAGCGGCAGCUGCUGCAGGAGCUUCAAAUUCCGGUGGGAAUGAGUCAAUCCACGAGCAUAUAAGUAGGAUAAUAUCGGAAAAUGAAGUGAUCUUACAGGGUGAUCCGGUUAUUCGAAAGAAAAGACCGUAUCACCGGCAAGUAGGUGCGCAAUCCUCUAUAGAUCACGACAGUAACAGUGGUGGAUCAACACGAACAUCUCCUGGUCCGAAAGACAAUCGAAUGCUACAAGCAGCUAGUAGGAGCCAAAGCUUGUUUGAAAUGACUGGAAAUCGCAACUUUCUCGGAAGUUUAACCACUGGCCAGCCGAUUCGUCAAGUUCCUCCGACACCUGAAUGCGGAUAUUGUCGUUUGGCAUUCCCAAAUGAAGUCGGACUGCAAGCUCAUGAGCCGUUUUGUGUGAAAAGAAAGGAUUUUGAAAAAGUAAAAGCGGAACCACAGACAACUGGAGCGUCGGCAGUGCUCGUAUCUUCAGCUGAAGGAAGUACUGAUGUGCCAUCGGAAGCUUCGAUUGUAGUUGACUCGCAGAACCGACAUAAUUUGAAGCGAAAAAUCGCUUCCGCAGUCGUGCCGGAUUCAGCAGUAUCGACGUCACAAUUGCAGUCUUCAACAAUUUCUUCUGCAACUUCGUCAUAUGAACCGGUGGCAAAGCAAAGAAAAGAAGAAGUCGCUCAAGAACAGUCGGUUUUUGAGGAGAGGAAGACUGAACAGGGGUUUGUAAGAAGACAACCUACCAACUCGUUACAAAAUGACUCCUUGGCUGGUCAGCCUUCCGCAGCAUCCUCCAAUACACCAGCCGCCGCACCAGAAGUACAACUUCAGUUGCCUCAAGGUGCACAAGCAGCAACGGCUCAUAAUGAUAUUCAAGUCGUCAAGGCCAUUAGUCAAAACACAAACGCAGUUAAUGUAGUUAGUGCUGCUCAAAUGGCUCAUCUUCAAUCCCAUGCACUCAUGAGCCAUGCUCAACUUUCUGGAAAUCAUAUUGCUGGAGCUCCAUUGCCUCAUGUCUUAAAAGCAGACAUUCCUCCCACUUCAUUAUUUGUGCAACCACCUGCGAGCAUGGAAAGGAUUUCCAUAUCACCAACCAUUUCUCAUCAUUUGCUGAGACCAAGAGGGGAAGGGUUGUCCAAUGAAGAUUUGCCUCCAUUGACAGGACAUGUUGAUGGCCCGUAUUAUUUAGUGCUGUUUAAUGAAAUUGGAGCAAGACCGUCCUUCAUGGGAACAGAUUGUUCUGGUUCCAGACGAUCCCGCGGUAGAAACAUUACGUCAGAAACGUACGUGAGCAUGCAUAGAGCUCAACCGAUGUUCGUUGAACAGAAGGGCAAUUUAUCGAUGUAUUCCAAUUGGCAGCAGAUACAAAUCAAUGAGGCUGAAGCAAAGAUGAAUCUAUUGUUUAUGGGAAUGUGCUCAACGAAGCCUCGUACUGGUGUCAAGCCGUUUUGGCGAUACACAGUUGCUAAUCGUGAUCAAGGCCAAUAUAGAAUGACCCAUUCAUCAUUCUGGGAUAUCAGCUCCAAAAUGCGAGUCCGCCAGGUUUCAAUGAAUGAGGAACGAAGUGACGAGGAAAGAGACGCCGCGUUUAUUGAGCGUUUGAUUGGAGGUGUAUCACUUCCUCUUGGAAGAGUUUCGCUCCCAAAUGUAGUAGUUUCGCAGUCUCUAGCAGAACUUUCGCAACACCUGGGAGUACCCGCUCAAUCGCUAGGAGAUAUAUCGCAUCAGUUCACAGGAUCUCAACUACUUCCGGAAUUAUCUUCCCAGCUUCAUGAACCAUCCCAGCAGCUUCCAGGACCAUCACCAAAGAUUCCGAAACUGUGUCAUCAGCUCCCUGAAUCGUCAAGUCAGAUUCCCGGACCGUCCCAACAAUUUGCAGAAGCAGCCCAGCAGCUUCCAGGACCGUCCCAUCAGCAACAAGGAUCGUCUCAUCAAUUUGUAGGAUCGGCUUUUCAUCCAACAGACGCAUCAAGGACAUUGGUGUUUCCAAUUAAAACUGAGCUUGAUACAACACUAAUGGGUUAUGGCGGAAUGAAAUCUCCACUUCCUUCUGAUUCGUUCCAGCCAAAAACGGAAAUCAAGGAGGAAUGCGAUCUUUUUAUUGACGUAGAGUCCACUUCCAACUCAACUCCUUGUGACCCACCUAUUCAAGCAGGUGCUGCUGUCAAGUUUGGAACAAUUGCAGAGCCAAAGUUAACAGAUGAUGAGCAUCCAAUUGUGCCGAAAGAAAGCUAUAAUUUUGAAAAUCAGAAUUUUAUGAAAUCCAAUAAGGAAAAACGUAAAGUUCUUCGUCCAAGGCACGAACAAAUAAUAGGCGGACAUCGAACAGACGAGGUGUACGUGUACGUGCGUGGUCGCGGACGCGGGCGAUAUGUGUGCGAUCGUUGUGGUAUUCGGUGUAAAAAACCGAGUAUGCUCAAAAAACAUUUAAAAUCGCAUACAGACGUCCGCCCCUUCAAGUGCAAACAGUGCAAUUUCUCUUUCAAAACUAAAGGCAAUCUCACGAAGCAUUUGAGCUCGAAAGGACAUAUUCGUCGCAUGAACAAUAGUGACCGUGAGCAUGAGGACAGUAUUCUAGAUGCUGUUUUCAAUAGCAAAAAGGCUGUUGCUGCCUUUGACGAAAUGGAUGCUAACUCUUCCGACGACGAAGGAGACGUUCAUUUACAACCUGAGCAUGUGUACAAAUUUGGACAGGAACAUAUUCUCAUGGAACGUACCGCACAUACCCCUCCAACGAGAUGGAUGUUGGUUGCUGACGCCAAUCCAAAUCUCUCUUGGCCACCACCAGAAGACAUUCAACGUAACUGCUCAAGUGCACCGCCGUCCGCUAUUACUCGCGAAGAAGAAGAGAAACCUGCUGUCCCGGUUUCAACUACAACAGCGCCUCCGGUCGUCUCUAAUGACUCGCCUAAUUCAUCUGCUAAUAUCUCGCAGUUGCACCUGUCAUCAAGCAGUUCCAGCGGACAGACGUUCAAAGCAAUUAACCAAUCGCAAGUGCAAACCGUUCCUUUGGACAAUUUCCUCGGAAAAGACGAGAACCUCAAAUGUGACCAGUGUGAUAGAACGUUUAGAAAACUUUCGGAUUUGAAUCUUCAUCAACACACUCAUAACAUUGAAAAGCAGCAGAGCAAAAAUAGAAUGUAUCAGUGCUCUGAGUGUCGAAUUCCUCUUCGCACCAAAGCUCUUCUUGCUAAGCACAUGGAAACUAUCCACGGAAUUCAUGUAAGAAAACAAUUUUUGUUACUAACCCUUCCUAUUCGCCAGUGCGGUUCGAUGGACGAAUCGGUCCAGGCAAGCAUCGAUCCUUCAGCUACCACACAGUCGGUACUUGGUGGUGGGCAAAGUGCCCUGAUCAACAAUCCGCGAUCGUUUGUGUGCAUUGAUUGCAACAUCGGUUUUAGAAAGCAUGGCAUUUUAGCGAAACACUUAAGAUCAAAAACACACGUGAUGAAGCUUGAAACGCUGAAACGUAUUCCGGAGGAUAGUUUGUCCAUGCUCACCAAAAAGGAUAAUGGUGCUUGCUUGAAUGAAAUUGAUACUACCAAUUGCGAGCGUGCUUUGCUUUCGCUUUUGACGAUAGUUGAACAGGUUCGCAAAGAAAACCUGGCGGCUGGCGAAACUUCUGCUGUUAGUGUUGUUGAAAAAAGAACCGCUGUCUCCCCAACAAAGAAAAGAACUGCCAUUGACUCAACAAAAAAAAGAACAAUUCUUGUCUCACCAGCCGCCGGUUCAUCAGCGACGAGAGCAGCCAUCGACUCAGCAACGACGAGAGCAGUCGUCGUCUCAACACCGACGAGAGCAGUCGUCGUCUCAGCAGAGGCGAGAGCAGUCGUCGUCUCAGCAGAGGCGAGAGCAGUCGUCGUCUCAGCAGAGGCAAGAGCAAUCGGCAGGCCAACACAGAAGGGAUCUGCCAAUUUCGCAGCAGAGGAGAGAGCAACCAACUCCGUCGCACAGAAGAGACCAACCACCGCCGCAGACGAAAAGGGAACAUUCAUCGUCCCAACAGAAAAGAGAGUAUGCAUCGACCCAAUUGCGAAGAGAACAUGGUGGUCCCCAUCUGAAAAGGGAGCAUUCGCCUCCCCAACAGAUACGAGAGCCUCAAUCACCUACGCCAAAAAGGGAAUAUCAGUUGCCUCAGCACAGAAGGGAUCAGCCAUUGAUUCAGCACAGAAGGGAGCAACCAGUUAUCCAACAAUACAGAAGGGAUCAAAUUUUGGUUCAGCCGAAGAGAGAGCAGUCGUCUGUGCCAGUCAAAAGAGAUCAAUCAACAGAGCAGCACAGAAGGGAACAACUCACUGCUCAAAUAAGAAGAGAGCAACCGAGUUCUCAAUACAGAAGAGAAGAUUCGAGCACUCAGCACCGCAGGGAAAAUACGAAUGCUCAGCAUCGAAGGGAGGAAUCAAAUGCUCAACAACGCCGAGAUCAGCCUUUAGUCCAGCAGAGAAGGUGAUUCAGCAUAGAAGAGAGCAACCAGCUAUUCAGUAUGGGCGAGAGCAUCAACAACAGUUAUCUCAAGAAAAAGAUGAGCAACUAUUCCCCCAGUAUUUGCCACAACAAGAAAUCAAAAAAGUGACACCAGUAAGCCGCGAUAGGAAUGAACCAUCAUCAAGCUCAUCUUCGAGACCAAGUGAAUCUGGUCCUCCACAACCGCCACAUCGCGUUGCAGCCUAUGCUAAAAUGGAUAUGCGGGCCCAACAAGAGCUAUUUAUCAAAACCAUGCAAUCAAAAUCAGUGCCAGACGCAACAUUUUGCAACAUAUGUCAACUUGAUUUUGAAACCCCUUUAAAACUUCAGGUUCACUUGCAUGUUGACCAUAUUCGCAUGAUGGAUGGUAGUGAACACAAGUGUCCUCGCAAAAACUGCGACAAGGUACUUCCAUGUAAAGUGAGUCUUCGUCGGCACGUUACCGCUCAUUACCUGACCGAACAGCGAGAGAAAGGCCGGAGGGAGGAAGAAAUCAUUGCGGAAACGUUGUUUUAUCGCAGAAAUCCUAAAAAGGAUGCUCAAGGUGCAAACAAGGCCCCUGUGACUAAAAGCCAAAUAAUGCAAGAGGCAUAUGAAAAACGCGACAAGUCGGAUAAUCAGAAACACUAG